Messenger RNA from Anoplophora glabripennis (Asian longhorned beetle), 729 nucleotides. RefSeq names its product microsomal glutathione S-transferase 1. The record is from RefSeq and is a predicted model, not a curated record. The transcript has 3 exons. Lineage: Eukaryota; Metazoa; Arthropoda; Insecta; Coleoptera; Cerambycidae. Bases 137 to 595 code for a protein of 152 amino acids. Gene Ontology annotation, cellular component: membrane.
UUCUACUAUCGUUUAAUCGCUUGUUAAUUGUGUUACGUCAGUGGAACACCUAUAAGGUUUCUAACCUUAUUCAGUCCUCGUCAGUUUAGCGACAAAGUUUGUUGGUAGUGCAAGUGGUGAAAUUAUAUUUUAAAAAAUGGCAGAAGUUGUGACAGAAGGCCUAUCACUAGAUAAUCCACUUGUUCGUGUCUAUGCUUUCUAUUGCUCCAUACUUGUUUUGAAAAUGAUGUUUAUGUCUGUUUUUACCAGUAUGACCCGUGUGAAAACAAAGGCAUAUGCAAAUCCUGAAGAUGCCGCUAGGUUUAAACUCAAAGUAAAACAAGACGAUAAUGUCGAAAGAGUUAGGAGAGCUCACUUAAACGACCUCGAGAACAUCCCCAUCUUCUUCAUAGUGAGUUUGAUCUACAUUCUAACAAAUCCAUCAUACUUCCUUACAACUUGGCUCUUCAGGGCUUUCACUCUUGCCAGAAUUUCCCAUACUUUUGUUUACGCCGUCGUUGUCAUCCCUCAACCAGCCAGGGGUUUGUCAUGGGCGACGGGAUUCUUCAUAACUGGUUAUAUGGCGAUCCAGAACGUGAUUUAUUUCUUGGCUUAGCCAAAUAAGUUUAUACCCAUGUUUUGUAUGUCUUUUAUGUUGGUUUGUUUUUUUUAAUAAAAUAUAAGCACGUUAGUUAAGUGUUCUAUAGGCAGGAAACAUUUAGUGAAUAAAGGUACGUUUUAUAUUAUUAU